UCAUCGGACCAUGUCCAAUAUUCUGCAAAUGGUAUCAGCUGGAUCAACGUAUCUUUUGAGUCAUUCCUCGAACAAACACCCCCAGUACCCACUUAUCAAGCGGGAUCGCAGCCACUACAUGAUUUCUUUGGAUUAGACAGCUCGAAACAUAUCGUUUCGCUUUCGCUUCGUGAUCCUUUGGAUGCUCGAGAGAUGCCUCCAAAUGGAAAUUCACAUGUUUCAGCUUCAUGCAUGCGUGGCGUGAGGAAGGUCACGCCUGCAGACUGGCGAUCGUACGUUCUGACAAUGCGGCCUGAUAUCGCAUUUGCUCUCAGUGACACGCCUUUUACUGCUGCCCCGCACUCGCAGAAACGCAUGACUAAAAGCAUCGAGCGGAGUGCGGCUUGGCUCGCAGAUCUGUUGCGUCCUGUUGAAAUCACGAUGGAUGACUCAUCCACGGAGUCAACUCCUGCUGCUUUGAAUGUCUUCGUGCAUAUGGCUGGUGGUACUUCGACUUCCGCAAGGAGAGCCUCUUCGCACAGUCUCAUGGAGACUCUUCAUGGGUUGGAAGCGAACGCUGUGAAACCACUGUUAUGUUUGGAUGAAGGAGUAGCUGGAUAUGCAUUUGACCUAGCCGCCUUUCAUGUCAGACCAGCUCCUUCGUUGACCCACAACGAUAAGGGCGGAGGCAUCGAAAUCGCAGAGAGCUCUUUGAUUCUACAGAACUCGGAAUCAUUAGCACAAGCGCCAACGCCUAACGCGGCUCAUACACCCACAUCGCUCUCGUCCAGCAUGAUCGAGCCUCUUUCCUUCCUCUCCCUGACCCCCACAUUGGAUGAACUCCUCCGUGCAUCAUUAAAUCCCCUCCCGGUCGCAAAACCACGCCUUGUCACGGACGUUCGAUCCCCUCACGAAAUCCUGCGUUUGAUCAGAGAUGUUGGAGUCGAUGUAUCCGAUGCGGGAUGGGCUGUAAAAGCAGCUGAUAUCGGAGUGGCUCUCGAUUUUAUUUUUCCAGUGCCCAGCAGUCAUGACAGUGGUCCAGACCAUCGCAAACGCGACAUUGGUCACAACCUGUACGAUGCGAAGUACGCUUACGACUUCGUCAGGUUGUCAGACGCCUUCCUCGCUGGCUGCGAUAGAACAUCUUCGUCUCAAACUCCCGUUUGCCCCUGCGCUGCAUGCUCUCCAGUUGCCCUCACGUCUCCUAUCUACCAUAGCAAAGUUGACGUUCAGUCGCAUCAAGCGCGUUUAGACGACGGCAUGAGCCGGGAACGAUUUUCACCUCCUUUCACACGAGCCUACCUGCACCACCUCUUACACACCCACGAGAUGUCUGCACACACACUCCUUGUCGCACAUAAUGUCGCCGUCCUUGAUGCCCUGCUUACUGGAGUGCGAACGAUUCUUUCGGGUCAUGCUGAUCAACAUGAAGUAGCAACCAUUUUUGCCCGAGAGGUCACAAGGUUUGAAGAGGUUUACGAUGGGGAUAUGUCAGUGUUCCAUACUGCUCGGGAAAACUGGAAGGACGUGAAGCACGCACGGGGUAAAGGAAGAUUGGCGCGGGAGGCACAGAAAGAAAAGAAAGUUUGA
Suillus discolor is the source of this 1569-nucleotide messenger RNA. Its product is annotated as tRNA-guanine(15) transglycosylase-like protein. Lineage: Eukaryota; Fungi; Basidiomycota; Agaricomycetes; Boletales; Suillaceae. Gene Ontology annotation, molecular function: pentosyltransferase activity. The transcript has 3 exons. The annotation marks the transcript as partial. The record is from RefSeq and is a predicted model, not a curated record.